UCCCCACUCUGAUUUACCCCCAAGAUGGUGGAUAUGUUUUCUUUAAGAUCUUAUAAAAGCUUUAACGGCACUCAAAGUUAUCAUUUUAUGAAGAAAGUCAGUUGGGUGAAGUGAACAAUAUAGUGAAUAAAAAUGGAAAAACUACGUACCUCAGCAAAUAAAGUAAGUUUUAUAUUGAUUUUAAUUAUUUUAAAAAAAAUAUCUAUCAGAAAAUAUAAUAUAUUUAUCAUUUUUUACUUGAGUUUAAUAUUUUUUUAUAUUUCUUACAGAUAAAGAGACACUUUCGUUCUCAUCUUUCGCUGAAGAAYCCUCCACAACCACAAGAAAAUAUCGUUAUUGAUCUCUUAACACCUGCCCCCGAAAAGACRCCAGCGGGUCAAAAAGAAUUUGAAGAGAUGCUAUUGGGGGUAGGUGAAGAUUUCACCAUUUUGGGUGAGUGGGAAGAAAUAUUGGCAAAUGUUGAGGAACAACCGAAAAUUAUAGUGCAUCAGGAUAAGGUUAUCAAACCAGCUCCUGCUCCUGCUCUUGCUCCUGCGCCUGCUCCUGCUCCUGCUCCUGGGCAAUCGACUAAGGGCCUAGGAGCAGGAAGAAAAAACCUCAACCUCAUUAGGGUUGAGGUGGAUGAGGAGGAGGAGACUGAAGAAGAACAACCCACUCAACCCGAAAUGGAGUUUAUGCAAUUGGUUGAGGAGGAAGACUUUCGGGUGGAGCUUCGGGGAAUUAAAAGAAAGUUAGAAGAAAAAGUCGAACGACUUAAACAUCACCGAAGCUUCGCCCAAAAAAUUCUGCAAAAUUUGAAUACAGAGGAAGAGGAGGUGAUGGCUCGGAUGAACCGAGAAUUGUCUCAAAUUAAAAAGAGGCGUCAAGCCAUCAACUCUAUCAUCGAGAAACAGGUGGAAGAGGAACGAAUCGGUGAAACCUUGAUAAAUAACAUUAAUUUUUAA
This is a messenger RNA of Tribolium madens (black flour beetle), 944 nucleotides long. RefSeq names its product rRNA-processing protein CGR1-like. Lineage: Eukaryota; Metazoa; Arthropoda; Insecta; Coleoptera; Tenebrionidae. The transcript is spliced from 2 exons. Bases 396 to 944 code for a protein of 182 amino acids. The record is from RefSeq and is a predicted model, not a curated record.